AUAAUAGCAGCUGGUUUUAGUUAUGGUGGACGUCGUUCAAGAAUAAAGAAGUGGUGCGGCCGAGAAAAAAAAAUUGACGAUUUCUUUGUGCUAUAAUGACUGCAGUAUGAAAAAUAUUCGCGAAAUUUCAAACAUUCUUUGUUCUGUUAAAUCAUAGUGAAGGCCAAUGUGUGUGCGUGAUAUCGAAAAAUUUCACUUUCGUUUUCUCUUUGUCGCUUAAAAACAACAUCGAAAUCAAAAGAACGAGCAACCAUAAUAGGCGAAGAGUGAAAGCACCGAACAAAGAAAAACCUGCACACUGAUUUUGUUGUUCGGAUGAACACGCACAUACACGACAUUUUCUGAAUCUGGCCUUUAACUGUACACCUACAAAAAUAGGCUCUAGUGCGUUGAUUUAUUGUUUUCUUUAUUCGACCAAAAAAAAACACAAAUAUUGAUUUCCAGUAGUUACAUCAUUAGUUACAUUUUAGAGUAAAAAUAGAAGAAAAAAAAUAAACAAACGCGCACAUCCGUCAAAACAUAAUCCAUACUCAACAAAUUGAAAGACGUGUUAACGUAGAGGCGACACCGUCGCAACCAACGAAACAGCAAUAAACGUAAACAAAGAUAGCAAUCGCAGAACAUACAGUUUGCUGUGGUGAAAGAAAGACAAUAAAUAUAUUUCAUUCGGAGUAUCGGAUCGCACAUUUACUACAACAAAAAAAAACGACAAGACAUUUUAUUUGAUUGGAUUUAUUUUGGAUUUUCAUCAGAACCGAAUUUGAUUUAAAUCGAAAGAAAUAAAAAAAACAACAAUUUCUGUUUAGCAUAGAAUGUCAUCCAGUUGUUGUGGCACAAAGAAACAAAGAAUGAAUAACCAACAUUGCAAUCAUACUCAUGCCAAAACAAAUGGCACCGCUGGUUCUUCAAACAGCACUCACAAUCAUGCCAGCAAUCAUAAUGGCGUUUGCUCAAACGGUUAUGGUGGCAUUGAACAAGUUGCAAGCCCAGAAAUGUGCUUCUUUUGUUUCGAAACUUUACACCGUAAACUCUAUCAUAUUGAUGACCCACCAGAAGCCAACUUCACUAACGAAGCCUACCCAUUGUUUGUGACUUGGCAUAUUGGAAGAGAUCGAAGAUUGCGCGGUUGUAUUGGAACAUUCAACUCGAUGAAUUUGCAUUCAGGUCUCAAAGAAUAUGCACUCACCAGCUCAUUGUCUGACAGCCGUUUCCCUCCCAUUUCUCGUGACGAAUUUUCCAAGUUGACUGUCUCUGUUUCAAUCUUGCAAAAUUUUGAAGAAGCCGAUAAUUUUCUUGAUUGGACUAUUGGUGUACACGGCAUCCGCAUCGAAUUUCUGAAUGAGCGUGGUAGCAAACGAAGUGCUACAUAUCUUCCAAAAGUGGCUUCAGAACAAGGAUGGGAUCAAAUUCAGACAAUUGAUUCUUUGCUCCGUAAAGGCGGUUAUCGUGGCCACAUUUCGCCUGAAGUUCGGGAAUCGAUUAAAUUGACACGAUACCAAUCAUCUGAAACCCACAUGACCUACGGAGAGUAUCGUGAUAUCUAUGAUCGUCGCCAAUCAUCCAAAGUUGGUGUAUGCUAACGCUGUAAAUUUCAUCAUCAUGACAAACCAGAUACAAACACAAAGUAGUAACCACUGCUGCUCAAAAUAUGUUGACUACAUUCGAAAAGAAUGCGGUUUGUCAUUUGUCAUGAAAAUACACGUUUAACAUAUUUCGACGAUUUCCCCUUAACAUUAAUAUACGUUCUUUUUUUUUCAAAUCAA
Molecule: messenger RNA, 1763 nt
Organism: Contarinia nasturtii (swede midge)
Lineage: Eukaryota; Metazoa; Arthropoda; Insecta; Diptera; Cecidomyiidae
Exons: 6
Coding region: 813-1580 (255 amino acids)
Source: RefSeq, a predicted model, not a curated record